AAAAAAGUCGCGACACGGCCAGCGCCCGCGACCGCCAGCCGCCGCGGACCCUCGCCCCCCUUGCCCAUCCUCUCCGUCCUCUCCGCCCUCUCCGCCCUCGCCUCCCUCCCCCAGCAGACAUGACGGUCAAGCGCGAAUCCGACGACGAGCACCGCGACGCCAAGCGCGUCAAGACGGAGGUCAAGCAGGAGAGCAACCCGUACCUCAGCCACUGGAACGAGGCGCCCGUCAGGAGCGAGGACGGCCUCGCGGGCUUCCAGCGCCAUGCCACAAGCACCGAGCAGGCCAGCGUCGCCGAGGACGGGCCCGCCAACCCCUUCACGGGCCGCCCGCUGUCGUCCAAGUACGUCGGGAUCCUCAAGACGCGGCGCGGCCUGCCCGUCCACCAGCAGCGCGCCGAGUUCCUCAAGCUGUACCAGGACAGCCAGAUCCUCGUCUUCGUCGGCGAGACGGGCUCCGGCAAGACGACGCAGAUUCCGCAGUUUGUGCUGUUCGACGACCUCCCGCAGCGCAGCGGGCAGAUGGUCGCCUGCACGCAGCCGCGCCGGGUGGCGGCCAUGUCGGUCGCGCAGCGUGUCGCCGACGAAAUGGACGUGACGCUCGGCGAGGAGGUGGGGUACACGAUCCGCUUCGACGACAAGACGGGGCCCAAGACCAUUAUGAAGUACAUGACGGACGGCAUGCUGCUGCGCGAGGCCAUGCACGAUAACAACCUGUCGCGCUACAGCACCAUCAUCCUCGACGAGGCGCACGAGCGCACGCUCGCCACGGACAUACUCAUGGGCCUGCUCAAGGAAGUGGUGCUGCGGCGCAAGGACCUGAAGCUCAUCAUCAUGAGCGCGACCCUCGACGCGACAAAGUUCCAAAAGUACUUCCACAACGCCCCGCUGCUCGCCGUGCCCGGCCGCACGCACCCGGUCGAGGUCUUCUACACGCCGGCGCCCGAGCGCGACUACGUCGAGGCGGCGCUGCGCACCGUGCUGCAGAUCCACGCGACCGAGCCCGAGGGCGACGUGCUGCUGUUCCUGACGGGCGAGGAGGAGAUUGAGGACGCGUGCCGCAAAAUCAGCCUCGAGGCGCAGGACCUGGCGCGAGAAGGCGGCGCCGGCCCGCUCGUCGUCUACCCGCUGUACGGAACGCUGCCGCCCGCGCAGCAGCAGAAGAUCUUCAGCCCGGCCCCGCCGCCGCUGGCGCCGGGCGGCCGGCCCGGCCGCAAGGUGAUUGUGUCGACCAACAUUGCCGAGACGUCGCUCACCAUUGACGGCAUCGUGUACGUCGUGGACCCCGGCUUCAGCAAGCAAAAGGUGUACAACCCGCGCAUCCGCGUCGAGUCGCUGCUCGUCUCGCCCAUCUCAAAGGCCUCGGCGCAGCAGCGCGCCGGUCGGGCUGGGCGCACGCGGCCGGGAAAGUGCUUCCGCCUGUACACCGAGUCGGCGUUCAAGAAGGAGCUCAUCGAGCAGACGUACCCGGAGAUUCUGCGCUCCAACCUGGCGAGCACCGUGCUGGAGCUCAAGAAGCUGGGCGUCGACGAUCUGGUGCACUUUGACCUCAUGGACCCGCCCGCGCCCGAGACGCUCAUGCGCGCGCUCGAGGAGCUCAACUACCUCGCCUGUCUCGACGACGAGGGCGAGCUGACGACGCUGGGCCGCCUUGCGUCCGAGUUCCCGCUCGACCCGGCCCUGGCCGUGAUGCUCAUCACGUCGCCCGAGUUCUACUGCUCCAACGAGAUCCUGUCCCUCACCGCCCUCCUCUCGGUCCCCCAGAUCUUUGUCCGCCCAGCGAGCAACCGCAAGCGCGCCGACGAGAUGAAGGAGCUCUUUGCCCACGCCAAGGGCGACCACCUCACCAUGCUCAACGUCUACCACGCCUUCAAGGGCGACGAGGCGCAGGCCAACCCCAAGCAGUGGUGCCACGACCACUUCCUGUCGUACCGCGCCCUGCAGCAAGCCGACAACGUGCGCCUGCAGCUGAAGCGCAUCAUGGAGCGCUCCGAGCUGGAGCUCAUGAGCACCCCCUUUGAGAACAAAAAGUACUACGAGAACAUCCAGCGCGCCCUCGUCGCGGGUUUCUUCAUGCAGGUCGCCAAGCGCGACGGCAACGGCAAGCAGUACACCACCGUCAAGGACGAGCAGACGGUGCUGCUGCACCCCAGCACCGUCCUGGCCGAGGACAGCGAGUGGGUCGUCUACAACGAGUUUGUCCUCACCACGAAGAACUACAUUCGCAGCGUCACGAGCGUGAAGCCCGAAUGGCUCCUGGACAUCUCGCCGAACUACUACGACCUCGCCACCUUCAAGAAGGGCGAUAUCAAGACAGCCCUGCAGCGCGCCUCGACAAAGCUAAUGCGCAAGGAAGCCGAGAAGAGGAGAUGAGCGGAUGGAAGCGAGCUUGUGACUGUACCCGAGUGAAGUGUGCUACAAAAUCGCGGUCGACCAAGCUAAUGCGCAACGAGGCCGAGAAGAGGAGAUGAGCGAUGAAGAGCGAGCUUGUAAUUGUACCCGAGUGCCGUGUGCUAUUGACACCGUGGCUUGAAAUUGGAACCGGCGUUUCCUGAGAGAGAAGAAAAGAGAGAUAGACUUGCAUCUGCUUCCCAUCGAUGUCGCAAUGAGGCGAUACUACACUACUUAUUCUGCGCUUUUUGGCUGUGAAGAGAUUCCGCUGCAUCGUAGUGCCGCAGUGUCAUGCGUUCUAGGCAAGCUCAACAACACACAUCUUCCUUG
Didymella exigua CBS 183.55 is the source of this 2720-nucleotide messenger RNA. Its product is annotated as P-loop containing nucleoside triphosphate hydrolase protein. NCBI's taxonomy places the organism in Eukaryota, Fungi, Ascomycota, Dothideomycetes, Pleosporales, Didymellaceae. Gene Ontology annotation, molecular function: RNA helicase activity; RNA binding; ATP binding. The coding region runs from base 120 to 2372 and encodes 750 amino acids. The record is from RefSeq and is a predicted model, not a curated record. The transcript has 2 exons. Gene Ontology annotation, cellular component: spliceosomal complex; intracellular anatomical structure.